AUGGCGCUUCUUUCACUUGUCGGCGAUCUGCAGCUCUUGUAUCGCUUUGUCAUUCUUGCUAUUGGUGUCUUGGGUAUUGGCCGGAUCAUCACAUCCCGAAAGCAGUCCAAGGCAGUAGUCACUACGCAAUCGUCCAAAAGCUUCACCAAGGAAUCCAACGUUCCUGUUUCGGUCAACUACUUUCCUUCACGAAAAUGCAACUACACCUGCGGAUUCUGCUUCCAUACCGAUACCUCAUCCUACGUCCUCCCGGUCGAUGAAGCAAAACGCGGCUUGAGACUCCUGAGAGAAGCUGGCAUGCAAAAGCUCAAUAUUGCUGGUGGCGAGCCAUUCCUCUACCCUCGUUUUCUGACAGAAUUACUCCAGUUUGGCAAGGAGGAACUUGGCCUCGAAAGCAUCAGCAUUGUAAGCAACGGCAGCAAGAUUACAGAGAAAUGGAUGCGUGAGAAUUGCCAAUGGCUGGACAUUCUUGCAAUCUCAUGUGAUUCUUUUGAUCCCGAGACGAACAAGAAUAUUGGACGGGGCGACGAUGGAGGCAAUGUGAUCCGGCUCUUCCGCAUUGCGGAAUGGUGCAGAGACUAUGGCAUCAAGUUCAAGUUGAACACUGUUGUCAACAUCCAUAAUUGGAAUGAGGACAUGUCGGCUGAAAUUGAGAGACUCGCACCUUUUCGAUGGAAAGUGUUCCAGUGUCUACUCGUUGCUGGGGAGAAUGAAGACGCGACCCGACUGCGAGAUGCGAGAACCUUUCUCGUGACCGACCAACAAUGGAAGACUUUCUGCGACCGGCAUAAACAUCUUCCGUGCUAUGUUACAGAAGAUACAAAUGCCAUGGCGAGCAGCUACUUGCUCCUGGAUGAGUAUAUGUGCUUUUUGGACAAGGGCGAGGGCAUGUUGACAAAGAGCGAAUCGAUCUUGAGAGUCGGCGUUGAGAAAGCAAUGAGUCAGGUUGUCUGGGACAAGGGAUCUUUCCUUGAGCGUGGUGGCAUUUAUGACUGGAGCAGAUCUGAUAUGGUGAAGGAAAGCGGUUGUAGCGGCGGGAGUAAUGAGAAGUUGCAGUGGUAA
This is a messenger RNA of Fusarium proliferatum ET1, 1062 nucleotides long. RefSeq lists its product as uncharacterized. Gene Ontology annotation, molecular function: 4 iron, 4 sulfur cluster binding; catalytic activity. The record is from RefSeq and is a predicted model, not a curated record. Lineage: Eukaryota; Fungi; Ascomycota; Sordariomycetes; Hypocreales; Nectriaceae. The coding region runs from base 1 to 1062 and encodes 353 amino acids. The transcript has a single exon.